CACUGUAUUGAGAAACAACCCUGCCUACGAUUUAUAUCAGCCGUCCAAAACUUCCUCUUCCACAUUUGUCAACAGAACUUUCUUCUAGCGUUGUCUAGCUUUCAAUUCUUUGCUUUUGGUCUUUGGGUAAGAUUUGGAAUCGCCUGACUCGUUACAAUUUAAAGUAGAUAAGUGCUACAAACCGUGUGUCUUUGUUUUUACGUUUGUGUGAAUUUCGCGUAGCUUAUCAAGUAACUGUUCAAUUGAUUGUCGUCUUUUUUGGGUUACACAACUCACUAGAUUUAGUUUUGCAAAGGGCGGAAGCGUAAAAGUACAUUUGCAAAAAAAAUGGACAACCCGAGUACUUCUCCGGAACAAAGGACGCUUACGCUUGUGGUCAAAACGCCGAAUCAAGCCCACCCUGAUCAGAUUAUCAAAGAUAUUGAUAUAAACUGGACAGUGAAGGAUUUGAAGAACCACUUAUUCCACGUACACCCAAUUAAUCCGCUUGAGAAAGACCAGAGAAUCAUCUACUCAGGCAAGCUGCUCCUGGACCACCUGCUACUCCGAGAUGCCUUCAGAAGGUCGGACCCGAUGCCCACUAUUCACCUGGUGUGUGCGUUCAGACCCCCGCCCCAGGGCCCGCUACAAGCCCAGCCCCAGGUGACACCAGCGGAGCAGGAGAGGGGGGGUCCCUCGGCCCUCGUGACGGGAGGGAACUCAGACUCCCCUGAUACCCCCCCUGCCACCUCGGGCCCCCAAGCAGAAGGUCUGAGGCACAGGGGACACCCCAGUGGCCCGACACCCGCCUGGACCAGCGCCACACUGCCCUCUCCAGCGCAGAUGACCCACCCCACUUUCCCCACCUACUCUCUGUACAGCCCCCAGCAGCUGCUCUGGCUGCAGCAGAUGUACGCCCGCCAGUACUACAUGCAUUACCAGGCCGCCAUGGCAGCCGCUGCCUCCGCCCCUGUGACCCCCGCCACCGCCCCCCACCCUGCCGCCCUGCCCAAUCAGGCGCCCAUCGACAACCUGCCGGCCAAUCAGAACGUGGCCGACGCCCAGUUCAUCAACCCAGGCGGGGCCAACCAAAACUUGCGCAUGAACGCGCAGGGCGGGCCGGUGAUGGAGGACGAGGAGGACGGCAAUCGCGAUUGGCUGGACUGGGCGUACACGGCGGCGCGUUUCUCGGUCUUCCUGAGCAUCGUGUACUUCUACUCCAGCCUCAGUCGCUUCCUCCUGGUCAUGAGCAGCCUGCUCUUCAUGUAUCUACACACGGCUGGCUGGUUCCCCUUUCGCCGUAGGCCUGUGGUCCCAGUUCCAAAUGAACCAGCCCCUGAGGUUAUCCAGAACCAGCAGAACCAAAACAGGAACGCAGAGCUGGGGGAUGCCCCUAUUGGAGGAGGCGAUGUGGAUGCAGGCGUGGGGGCAGAAGAGGAUGGGGCGGGGCAGGGAGAGGCUGGUCCCCUGACCGCCGUGCUGGUGCCGCCCUACAGAGUCUCUCUGGCCUGGACAGCCUGGGUCUUCUUCAAGGGCUUCUUCGCCUCUCUGAUCCCCGACAUCCCACAGGGCAUGGCCAACUGAGCGCCAGCAGUGCGGUGGCACAGUGACCUCCGUAUGGGGCGGGCCGAGCCUCUUUGGGGGGUGAAGAGUUUACGUGGUCGGAGAACGUUUUCGGGAUGUGCCGUGCAGAAGGCUCAUAUGCACUGGUUUCUGUCACAUUCCCUGUGACGGAAGACCUGCGAGCAACGUCUGUUAACGUAUAAACAUUCCUGCACCCUGACAAAGGAGGUCAGAGAACCGAGCACAGUCCUUCUCCAGAACCUGCACGAAACGAUGUGUAAUAAUGUAAAUAUGUUUGUAACUGAAGGACAGCACUUUGUAUACAUAUGAGUUUCUGUUUUAAUAUUAUUAUUAUUAUUAUGCACGUUGCUUUUCAGUUUUCUUGACUUGGGGAGGCUUAUCCAUCCCUCCAACCGAAAUGACGCCACCCCCCUCUUCCUGCAUUCUGAUUGGACACGGCCCCAGCCGGGGGUGUGACAAUGCAGCGAGCGUUUGUGUGCAUGCAGGAGAGAGAGGGAGAGAGGGAAUGCUGGUGCGAGAAGAGGUAUUAUGUGUGACUGUGGAGGGAAGACGGGGGCAGAUGUGCCCCAAUAGUAGGACUGUGCAAUGUUGUGAAAGAGGCGGCGAGAUUAGGCUGAAGAGUCUCAUUUGUCUCUUUCGUGUUGCCUUUGCCUUCUCAGCCAAAGCUGCAGCUAAAGAUGCAAAAUAUGUUUUUAUUAAUCGAGUAUCUCCUGAUCCAUAAUUCAUUUGAAGUAAUAAUUCUCAGCAUUGGGGAUAUUAAUCCUUCACAUGCACAUGAUGGACAUAGUUUAAUGUUAAUAUCUCACUUUGGAUCGCAUUUAGUAGUUUAUACAAUACUAAUCCCAUUUGGGAUGGUUCCUUUUAAUGGUACGCACAUACACUGAGUGUAGUUUUUAUUAUUUCUGCCAAUUAAAGCAAUCUGUUGAUAUAUUUCAAGGCUUUCUUCGUAAAGACCAGCUCUGUUAUUGAUGCUAAGAGAAUGUGUAAAACAGAUCUGUAUUUGCGUGAAGGUUUAUUAAAUACAUGUAUUUAUUUUGUCA
Conger conger (European conger) is the source of this 2603-nucleotide messenger RNA. It is a transcript of the gene herpud1, whose product is annotated as homocysteine-inducible, endoplasmic reticulum stress-inducible, ubiquitin-like domain member 1. The transcript is spliced from 8 exons. Gene Ontology annotation, biological process: endoplasmic reticulum unfolded protein response; ubiquitin-dependent protein catabolic process; negative regulation of endoplasmic reticulum stress-induced intrinsic apoptotic signaling pathway. NCBI's taxonomy places the organism in Eukaryota, Metazoa, Chordata, Actinopteri, Anguilliformes, Congridae. The coding region runs from base 328 to 1563 and encodes 411 amino acids. The record is from RefSeq and is a predicted model, not a curated record. Gene Ontology annotation, molecular function: transmembrane transporter binding. Gene Ontology annotation, cellular component: endoplasmic reticulum membrane.